AUGGUUUUGUCUACAUCGACUGGAGAUGCUGGCCUCAGGAAACUUAACCUUGGCAUAGCUUUUAUGCUAGCUGCUUCUGCUACUUCCGGAUACAAUGCCAGCCAGAUUAACAGUCUCCUUGUGCUUCCAGAGUUCAACAAGUUCUUGAGUGGGCUCGACACAAACGUCAAAGGCCUCAUCAUUGCUGCCGUCUCUCUUGGAUCUUUCUUAGCCUUCAUUCCCGCUUCAUAUGUUGCCGACAAUUUCGGCCGACGUCUUUCCGUUGCCAUCGGUUCCACGCUAGUCAUAAUAGCAUCAAUCGUCCAAGUAGCUGUUAAGCAGCACUGGGUAUUUUUCGGUGCCCGAGUGGUGACUGGAAUAGGUGUGGGAUUCUCACAAACGGCUGCACCGUUGCUGAUUGCAGAAACUGCUCAUCCGCGGCAGCGAAGGACGCUCACUGGUCUCUAUAAUGCUGUCUGGUUUUGCGGGUCUAUCACAGCCGCGGGUGUUGCGUUCUCCACACUGUCUAUUCAUAAUGACUGGUCAUGGCGGGUUCCAUGCAUGCUGCAGGUCUUCUACCCUCUUUUCCAGCUGACGGGCCUGUUCUUCGUUCCGGAGAGUCCGAGAUGGCUUGUUGCAAAGGAUCGCAAAGCGGAUGCAUUGGCUAUGCUCACUCAAUACCAUGCAAACGGUGAUCCGACUGAUAAACUGGUCCAUGACGAAUAUGAUCAAAUCUGCAGCAGUAUCAGCGCCGAAGCGGACAUGCAGUCAGCCAGUCGCUGGUCUACCUUCCUCAAAACCAAAGGCGAUCUUCAUCGCCUGGCGAUAUGUAUUUUGCUGGGCUUCAUGCAAGAAUGGACGGGAAACGGUGUCACUUCCUACUACCUCCCUCCAAUUCUUGCAUCUGUCGGCAUCAAAGACGCCGUUCAUCAAGCAGCGGUCAACAUUAGCCUCCAAGUGUGGAACUUAAUAUUUGCCGUCGCCGGAGCAAGCACAUCUGACAAAUACGGACGCCGAACCCUCUGGCUCAGCGCAACAACCCUGAUGCUGAUAUUCCUAUCAACAUCUGAAAUCAUGGCCGGACUGUUCGCACAAAUGAAUGUAUUGGCAGCCGGAAUCGCAGUGGUUCCGAUGCUGUUCCUCUUCUGUUCAGCCUACGACUUUGCAUAUAUGCCCCUAUUCAUCGCCUACCCAGCCGAAAUCCUCCCCUUUCAGCUUCGCGCCAAGGGUCUUGCUAUCACGCUUACGACGGACUCUUUGGCGUGCUUCUUCAAUCAAUAUGUCAACCCGGUGGCAUUUGAUGCUCUUCGCUGGAGAUACUUUUCCAUUUAUGUUGGUUGCCUGGUGGUCGUGUUGGCGCUUGUCUAUUUGUUCUUCCCGGAGACUCAGGGUAAGUCUCUGGAGGAGGUGUCGCGGAUCUUUGAGAAGGAGGAGGUCGUUGAGGGGGGAAGCCCCACAGACUCGGAGGGAUCGCAGGAGUUUUACAUGAUGAAGUCUGAGAUGUAG
Molecule: messenger RNA, 1485 nt
Organism: Penicillium cinerascens
Lineage: Eukaryota; Fungi; Ascomycota; Eurotiomycetes; Eurotiales; Aspergillaceae
Exons: 3
Coding region: 1-1485 (494 amino acids)
Biological process (GO): carbohydrate transport; transmembrane transport
Cellular component (GO): membrane
Molecular function (GO): carbohydrate:proton symporter activity
Source: RefSeq, a predicted model, not a curated record